AUGGCUUUGAAAAGAAUUAAGAAAGAAUUGCAUGACUUAGGGCGAGACGCACCUUCGGGUGUAUGGGGUCGUCCUAUUGGAGAAGAUCUCUUUCAUUGGGAUGCAGGAAUUUCUGGUCCCGCUGAAACUCCAUACGAUGGUGGUGUGUUUUUUCUUGCCAUUGCAUUUCCUGAAGAUUAUCCAUUUAAACCACCAAGGGUUAAUUUUAGGACAAGAAUUUAUCAUCCGAAUAUAAGUAAUAGUAAUGGAUCCAUAUCCCUAGAUGUUCUAGGAUUCGAUUGGGGACCUCAUAUUACCAUUUCGAACCUGCUCAUGACUAUUCAAGCGUUUUUGACUUCUCCUGACCUAGAAAAUCCACUCGCAAGCGAAGUUGCUCAUGUUUACAGGACCUACCGCGGUCUUUAUGAAGCGACAGCACGAGAAUGGACGCGCAAAUACGCUA
Molecule: messenger RNA, 442 nt
Organism: Dentiscutata erythropus
Lineage: Eukaryota; Fungi; Glomeromycota; Glomeromycetes; Diversisporales; Gigasporaceae
Source: the annotation of a GenBank genome assembly